GAUCUGCCUUUAAAUCGCAUUAUAGAGAACUGGAAUAAUAUUGAAAUCUGUGCAAGGUUUACAAAUUGAUAUAAGACGUACCCACACCAGUCAUCAUGUGCCAAGAAUUUCCGGGCUCUCCGCCGGCUAUCAUUAACAAAGACCCCGAGGACAGCAGCGGCGACCUCCAGGCAAACUCGCCGGAAAACAGUGUGACUUUCCGGCGCCGUGUUCUGCUGUUGGGCCGAGCUGGGAGCGGAAAGACCAGCCUGGCCAAGUCUUUGGUCAGCGGUAGCUCGCAAACCUCAGAUGGUCAAACCGAGUCUUUAGAUGUCCUAGCAUGGUGUCCAUUCCUAGGAACCACUUAUGAAAAUUUACUCGACUACGAGCUAACGGGAUGCGAGAGGUCUUUGGUGCUAGAAGUGUGGGAUUUGGCUGGAAGAAGGGUUUGGCAAACAUUUCACCACCUCUUUCUGACCGCUGGUACCCUUCCAGUAAUCGUCUUCAACUUCGCUGAUCAAAGCAGCUGUGAUGACGUGUCUCAAAUUGUGGACAUGGUAUGGGCAAAGGAUCCUGGCUGUAGAUUAGUAAUCGUCGGAACACACAUUGAUAAACUGGGUCAAGAAGAAAGCGCUGAAGGAAAGAGCAAGGAUAUCUUGGGAGUGAUUCGAAACAGACACGCACACUGCACCCAGAAACUACAACAAGAUCUCCACAAUUUAAAGAACAUACCAAAGCCCAGAACACCGAAAGAUGUAGAGAGGAUGAAAAAACUAAAAGACAGGCUUGGGCGUUUCCCCAAACCUCCAAGUAAUAUCAUUGGAAGCAGCAGCAAGACUGCCAAGGGUCUAGACGACGUAAGGAAGGAAAUUCUCUCGGCGGUCUUAGAGGCAAACAAGAGCUCGUCAUCGCUCGAUCAAGCCACGCCCAUAAGACAAGCUACAUCUGAGGUUUAUGACGACAUAAUGGCACUACGAAAGGAAUCUAAUGUAGUCGUAUCAUUCCAAGAGGUCAAAGAACUGUUUAGAAAACAUGAAACUGAACUGAGUAGCGUAAUUGAGAAAAAGGAACUGACAUUCUUUGAAAGUUCGGGAGUCAUACAAAGUUAUCCCAACACCAGGGACCCGAAUGAUGAAUCAGAGGCCCUGAUUUGUACAAACCCUUCUGCCUUAGCUAAAGCACUUUGCCUUGUUCAUAUGAGUGACACCAAGAAAGCAUUUCGGUUCGAAGCGAAAAGAUUCUGGCCCAAGACAGAAGAUGGAAACUCCAAGAAACCAAACCCAGCUUUGCUCGUACAAGCUUUGGAGGAAGUUGCCACAGAGGGAUUGAUCAGGGAAUGCAUGCUUCCUCUGUUGUGGCAGGAUCUUCACAUGAAUGAGAAACAGACCAGGCUAGUGAUCGACCUGAUGGCCAGGCUAGGACUUCUCAACAGGGCUGCUGAUGCUCACUGUGAUGCAGAAAAGGUACCUCUGGAAUUACCUCAGUACCCUGGUCUACUAGCUAAGGCACAGUAUCGACUACCACUCCUUGGACUAACGCCUGUUACUGGACCGACACUAAAUUGGACGCCAAAACCAUUCAAAGGCGAUGCACAGAUCUGUUGGAGAUAUACAUUUCCACUGGGAACACCCCAAGGUCUGAUACCCAGACUUCUUGUCGUGUGUCGAGCCAAUAUACAAGGUGCCAUGUACAGACAUCAUUGGAAGAAUGGAAUACUACUUAAGAUUGGUCAGGUAUCUGUGAAUAUCAAACAACCUGAAAACAGCCAGAAAGCAGAGAGUCUUGACAUUUUCGUCAGGGUAACCAUUGAUGAAGAAGGACAGAAGAAGGCAACUGAAGUAUUAUGGGUAGUACUGGCACGCUUUCUAGUCAUUGCUCAACAGUUUCUGACUACGUGGCCUGGUGUUUAUUAUCAGAUUUCUAUACUGCCAAGUUUUAUGUAUUACGAGACUGACGUAUCAGUGGAUGAGCUACCAAUUGAGUUGUUUGAUAUCUUCAGAUCAUCUGCAAGUGGAGUAUCUGUAAUGAAAGUCAGUGUUCAAGACACAGAUUGUGAAGUUGACUUAGACUUGCUCUUCCCUUUACCAGGCGAAUCCAAACUUUCCAUCUUUAAAUGGCUGCAGUGGCUUGCAAGCCUAGACAUUCAGCUAAGUGAGUCAACACCAAGCAUCGAUGAACCCGAGCCAUCACAGUCCGACACGGACUCUCAAACAAGCCUCAGACCGUCCGUGUCCCCCACUGUCCUCUCCCCAUCUCCUACCCGGUCAGACAGUCCUCGGGCGCUGAAAUCACCACCAGUCAAAGUCAAUAAGAAGAAAAUGGAGAUUAAAUGGAAGUUGGAUAAUGGUUGGAGGAAGGUUUCACUCGAAGAGGAGAUGAAAGAAAUUCAGAAGGUGGCAGCUUCCUUUGUGGCAGCCGUUCUUGCCAACUCCAUGGCCCAGUUUAUAACAGAACGCUCUAAAGCGGAUAACUACGGGCCCCCAAUGGAGAGAGAAGCUAAACAGGCUGCAGUGUUAGCCUCAGCUCGAGCCGCUCAGGCAGCCCAGAGCGGUAACCCUGAAGCAGCCGCUAUGGCCGUCGUCGCAGCAUCUCAAGCUAUUGAGAAUGCAAUGCUUAACAAGAAGAGAUCAGGACAUAAGAAUAGUAGUGCUAUGAUUAAGAGUAGAAUGUGCAUCAUCAUGUAAAUCACAUCAUGACCAUACACUGAUGUGUGUUAGCACUGUGUACAUGU
This is a messenger RNA of Asterias rubens (European starfish), 2710 nucleotides long. RefSeq lists its product as uncharacterized. The transcript is spliced from 14 exons. Lineage: Eukaryota; Metazoa; Echinodermata; Asteroidea; Forcipulatida; Asteriidae. Bases 96 to 2663 code for a protein of 855 amino acids. Gene Ontology annotation, biological process: regulation of DNA-templated transcription. The record is from RefSeq and is a predicted model, not a curated record.